Zeugodacus cucurbitae (melon fly) is the source of this 1141-nucleotide messenger RNA. RefSeq names its product ecdysteroid-regulated 16 kDa protein (gene Npc2b). Lineage: Eukaryota; Metazoa; Arthropoda; Insecta; Diptera; Tephritidae. The record is from RefSeq and is a predicted model, not a curated record. Gene Ontology annotation, molecular function: sterol binding. The transcript is spliced from 3 exons. The coding region runs from base 498 to 977 and encodes 159 amino acids. Gene Ontology annotation, biological process: intracellular cholesterol transport.
AAGCAGACAUUUCAGUUCAGUUGUACACAUACAACAGUCACAACGUGUCGUUGGCUGUGAGAUUGCGCGUGUGUGUCUUAAGUCUUUCGUUUUUCCACUGCAUACGCACGUACCAAUGUACAUCGGUACACCGGUUCGAUUUGAUAGCGAUAAAUAAAUAAAGAAAAAACAAGCAAUAUUGCGCAAUUUUUUAAGUAAAAUUUACGAUUUAUAAAUUAAGUGAAAUAUUUACAUAUAUAAUAUAAAAUAAGAAAACAAUAAGCGAGUAUUUUGAAAUGAAAUAAAAAGUUUAAACGAGCUUACUUAAUAGUAAUAAUAAUUAAAUGUUUAUAACGGUUCAGUUUACUUACUCAAUUUACUUUGUGAAACGCUACUUCGUACCACUGACGGAAGUCCAUUAAUAAUUUCACUCGGCGCGUUAACAAAAAAACAGUUGUGAAAAAUAAUACAAAUAAUUAAAGUUUCUAAGUGAAUAUCAGUAGAGGAAAUCCACAAUAAUGAAGUCCUACAUCAGCACAGUUACAAUUUUCAUGGUGCUCUUUGCGCUAACAAAUGCCACCGAAGUGAGAAAGUGCCCCAAGUCGUCUGCACGCGCCUUAACCGCCGAGGAGGUAACCAUCUCCAAUUGUCCCAAAAAUAAAUGCACACUCAAGCGCAACACCGAGGCCAGCAUUGAGAUGAAAAUUAAACCCGAACGUGACUUCAACGAACUCAACUCCGAUAUACAGGGUAUUAUCUUGGAUGUACCACUACCGUUCCCCGGCUAUUACGGCACCAGCGCCUGCCCCUACAUAUACGAUGCCGAGGGCAAAGAGAAGGUGGGCUGCCCAUUGAAAGCCGGUGAGACGUACACCUACAAGAAUAGCUUCAAGAUUUUGCCAAUCUAUCCAACUGUCAAUUUGGUCAUACACUGGGGCUUGGGUGAUAAACAGGGUGAUGCUGUAUGCUUCCAAAUACCGGCGAAGAUCAAGUCGUAAAUGUACGAUGGGGAAAUUUGAAAUUAAUUAGUGUUACUUAUUAUUAAAAUAUAUAUAUUUUUUUUUACCAAAUAACGGUAUAGUGAAGCUUGUCACGGCUCUCUUGGAUUGAUAUUUGUAAUAUAUAAAUAAUUUUAAUAAAAAAACGAAAUUUAUAUUUUUUA